Salvia miltiorrhiza (redroot sage) is the source of this 1402-nucleotide messenger RNA. RefSeq names its product F-box protein At3g58530. The record is from RefSeq and is a predicted model, not a curated record. Gene Ontology annotation, cellular component: SCF ubiquitin ligase complex. Gene Ontology annotation, biological process: SCF-dependent proteasomal ubiquitin-dependent protein catabolic process. NCBI's taxonomy places the organism in Eukaryota, Viridiplantae, Streptophyta, Magnoliopsida, Lamiales, Lamiaceae. The transcript is spliced from 12 exons. The coding region runs from base 87 to 1142 and encodes 351 amino acids. Gene Ontology annotation, molecular function: protein binding.
GGGGGCAAAGUGCAAAAACUGACAGACGAUCGCCAGUUUCAGUUAAGCCGCAAUCAAAAGUGCAAAGAGAGAAAACGGAAGCGAAAAUGGAAGUGGAAAAAGCGGAAGCAGUAGAAAUAUGGAACCGAGAAACAGUGCCGAAAGUGAUGAAGAUUGUGAGUGUGAGGCUCCCUCAAAGUGACCUGAUCAAUCUUUUGCUCGUCAGCCCCUGGAUAAAUCGGAAUUUGAUUUCUCACCCUUCACUGUGGCUGGUUCUUGAUUUUCAUGAGAUGAGUGAUGCAGGGAAUCGUCUUGUAGCAGCUCUCUCACUGCCGAGAUACCAGAAUGUGAAGCAUGUAAACCUUGAGUUCGCCCGUGAUAUUGAAGACAAGCAUCUUGAAAAUCUUAAAAACAAGUGUGGAAAUUCUGUUAAGAAUAUAGAGACUCUUAAUUUGAAUGGCUGCCAAAAGAUAUCUGAUGUGGGAAUUGAAUUUAUAACCUGCAAUUGCCUGAAGUUAAAGGGUUUCUCGAUCUACUGGAACGUCAGGGUAUCAGAUCUUGGCAUUAGGAACUUGGUUAAUAACUGCAAACUCAUGAUUGAUUUGAACCUGAGUGGUUGUAAGAAUGUCACUGAUGAAAGCUUAAAAUUGAUUGCCGAAAAUUAUCAAGGAUUGCAGCUGUUGAACAUAACAAGAUGCGUCAAGCUAACGGAUAAGAGUUUGGAAAUGGUACUGGUCAAGUGCUCCUCACUUCAGAGUUUGAAUCUUUAUGCACUUUCCAGUUUCACAGAUGCUGCCUACAAGAGGAUAUCGCUCUUGACUCACCUUCAAUUUUUAGAUCUCUGUGGUGCUCAGAACCUGUCUGAUGAUGGCCUUUCUUGUAUAGCUAAGUGCAAGAACCUAACUUCGCUAAAUUUGACAUGGUGUGUGCGCAUCACUGAUCAAGGAGUCAUCGCUCUUUCAGAAGGCUGCAGGUCUCUUGAAUUUCUGAGCCUGUUUGGAAUAGUGGGAGUUACAGACAAGAGCUUGGAGGCCCUCUCAGGCUGCUGUUCAACUACACUUACAACGCUGGAUGUCAAUGGCUGUAUUGGCAUAAAGAGGCGAAGCCGUGACGAAUUGCUUCAAUUGUUUCCCAAGUUAAUAUGCUUUAAAGUCCAUAGCUGAAACAGACAAAGAUGAGUUCAUGAGUACAUCAGCUCGGAGACAAGUAUCUUUCAAAUUUUACUGCUGUUCAAAUCCCAUUUCAUGUUUUGGAAGUUUUGGAUGUAAUUCUUUUGAAAUUUUCCCUAGAAAGAUUCCGUUGAUGUUGUAUCGAGUAUCCAAUUUCUUUCUGGUAAUGUGAAAGUUUGUUUGUUGGUAGAGAUGACAUAUUGUAAACAUAAAGUUUUGUAUUCAAUUAUACAAAAGGUGUUACAGAUACAAAA